Rattus norvegicus (Norway rat) is the source of this 2675-nucleotide messenger RNA. The record is from RefSeq and is a predicted model, not a curated record. NCBI's taxonomy places the organism in Eukaryota, Metazoa, Chordata, Mammalia, Rodentia, Muridae.
GAGGCCACCCCGCCGCGGGGCCACGGGCCGAGCACCGGAGGCGCGGUCAGCGCGGCCCGCUAGGUGCGGCGCCCGCCAGUUGCACUAGGCAUCGGGGUGGGCAGCCGAACAGUCUCCUAUAGGAGUGGGGUGCGGGCGCUGGACUUUCUUCGUCCCGCUGGGCAAGGGUUUCAAAUGAGGCACUUAGAAGAGCUGGGGUCCUGCGGACAGGUGCUGGCACCCGGCCACUGCAGGCGCCAACAACAGGCUUGAUGCUGAAGACUUCAGGGAGCUGAGGGAAGCCCACCCGGAGUUAGGGGCUCGGGCCACAGGAGUUAGAGGAGACCAGGAGGGACAAGUAGAGAGAGCCGCUCUGCUGGGACGCAUCCCGGCCCGGCUGCCUGGAUUUCUAAAAAUCUCUGGGCGGGUUGGGUGGGCUCUAAAUGGGUCGGGCGGAUGGGUGCCCUCACCUAGAGCUCGCAAGAGAGAAAAACGAGAGGCCGAGCGCCUGGAAGUUGGGGACGUUUGAAAGUGAAAACUCCCUUUUGCUAAGCUCCUGAAGUUGGGGGUCUACCUUCCCACCCCAGCUCUCUGCACCCCUGGGUUUCCCACCUGGCUUGGGCACGAAAGGAGCCGAAGCGCCCUUUUCCCUCACUGCACAUUCUGGGUCUAGAGACACUGACACCGAUGAGGAGUAGCUAGACUUGAACCCCUUAAGCAGUUCGACGGCACGGCCCGGAGAAGGCACUAGCCACUCCCCAGCUAGCUGAGCCUCUUUCGGGGAAAGAGCACUGGGUGGCCUAGUCUCCCGCUUCAUGGGCCCGGCGAGCGGCAUGAAUAUGAGCGGCAUGGGCGGCCUGGGCUCGCUGGGGGACGUGAGCAAGAACAUGGCCCCGCUGCCCAGCGCACCCCGCCGGAAGCGUCGGGUGCUCUUCUCCCAGGCGCAGGUGUACGAGCUCGAGCGACGCUUCAAGCAGCAGAAGUACCUGUCGGCGCCGGAGCGCGAGCAUCUGGCCAGCAUGAUUCACCUGACACCCACGCAGGUCAAGAUCUGGUUCCAGAACCACCGCUACAAGAUGAAGCGCCAGGCGAAGGACAAGGCGGCGCAGCAGCAACUGCAGCAGGACAGCGGCGGCGGCGGAGGCGGCGGCGGCGGCGCGGGUUGCCCGCAGCAGCAGCAAGCUCAGCAGCAGUCGCCGCGCCGGGUGGCCGUGCCGGUCCUGGUGAAAGACGGCAAACCCUGCCAAGCGGGCGCCCCUGCACCGGGAGCCGCCAGCCUGCAAGGCCACGCGCAACAACAAGCUCAGCAGCAGGCGCAGGCGGCACAAGCGGCUGCCGCGGCCAUCUCUGUGGGCAGCGGUGGUGCGGGUCUAGGAGCACACCCAGGCCACCAGCCCGGCAGCGCAGGGCAGUCCCCGGACCUGGCGCACCACGCAGCCAGCCCCGCAGCGCUGCAGGGCCAGGUCUCUAGCCUAUCUCAUCUGAACUCCUCUGGCUCGGACUAUGGCGCCAUGUCUUGCUCUACUUUGCUUUAUGGUCGGACCUGGUGAGAUGUGGGACGCGCCUGAGCCCUGUGCGACCUCACCGCUUUCCCUCUACCCUCCGCAAAGACCACCAUUCGCCCGCUGCUCCACGCCCUUCUACUUUUUUCUCAUGUUUAGACCAAGGAAAAGUACACAAAGACCAAACUGCUGGACUCCUUCUUCUUCUUCUUCUUCUUCUUCUUCUUCUUCUUCUUCUUCUUCUUCUUCUUCUUCUUCUUCUUCUUCUUCUUCUUCUUCUUCUUCUUCUUCUUCUUCUUCUUCUUUUCUUCUUCUUCUUCUUCUCCUUCUUCUUUUUCUGCUUCUUCUUCUUCUUCCUCUUCUUCCUCUUCUUCCUCCUCCUCCUUCUUCCUCCUUUUUCUCCUUGUCCCCACUCCUCCUUUUCUCUUUCUCCUUUUCCUACGUUUCCCCUUUUUUUCCUUCAUCCUUCUCCCUUUCCUUUCUCUUUCCUACCUAAAACUUGUGGACUUUUUUUUAACAUAAAAAGAAAAUAGAAACAGUCAAGCAAAUCCAACCCCUUUACGAAUUCUUUAACCAGAGAAGGACAAAGAACAAAUUUGGGGGUCUUUCUGGUAGUUCAAAUGGGUUCUCAAGCUUAGGCAUGGCACAAUUUUGGGGCCUGCUCUAUGCUUCCACGGCCCUGAACUCUGAAGCCGGAAAACUUCCCUGUGGAUGCACUCUGCCAGCAAAGAGAGCUUGCUUGUAAAUACCAGGAUUUUUCGUUUGUUUGUUUCAGAAGGGAGGACAGAAACUGGAGAGAGGAAAGAUUCUUCAGCAUAACCCACUUGUCCCUGACACAAAGGAAGUGUCCCCUCCCAGGUGCCCUCUGGCCCUAUAGGUUCAGUCCAGGCUGGCCUUUCAGAAAAUUGUUUUAGGUUUGAUGUGAACUUGUAGCUGUAAAAUGCUGUCAAAAGUUGGACUAAAUGCCUAGUUUUUAGUAACCUGUACAUUAUGUUGUAAAAAGAACUCCAGUCCCAGUCCCUGGCCCCUCACUUUUUAAAAGGGCAUCAUGGACAAGCCUGUGUAUAUUACUCCACGGUUUGGUAUUUGCAGCACCAGUUGCCCCCUCCCUUUUUUCUGUUGUAACUUAUGUAGAUAUUUGGCUUAAAUAUAGUUCCUAAGAAGCUUCUAAUAAAUUAUACGAAUUUAAAAAGA